This is a messenger RNA of Tigriopus californicus, 1927 nucleotides long. Its product is annotated as beta-1,4-N-acetylgalactosaminyltransferase bre-4-like. Lineage: Eukaryota; Metazoa; Arthropoda; Copepoda; Harpacticoida; Harpacticidae. Gene Ontology annotation, molecular function: N-acetyl-beta-glucosaminyl-derivative 4-beta-N-acetylgalactosaminyltransferase activity. The record is from RefSeq and is a predicted model, not a curated record. Gene Ontology annotation, biological process: glycosphingolipid biosynthetic process; carbohydrate metabolic process. The transcript is spliced from 2 exons. The coding region runs from base 299 to 1450 and encodes 383 amino acids.
CCUCUUGUCUCUCCUCAUCUGAUGAAGUGUACUAUGAGCCUAAAGACAUAUGAGAAAGGCCUCUUCAUCCUCCUUCAUCACCCAAGGAGCAGCCUUCAUCUUGGCCUUAGUACUUUUCUCAUAUUGGUCUUCAGCGACUCUCGAUCUGACUUCUAUUCCUCCAUGGGCAUGACAUUGGUGUGGUAACCAUCCAUGCCCUCUUCCUUGUCGUCCAUGUCUCUUUGGGAUUGGCGGUUCUGAGGACGAUUCCACGUCCAAAUACCAUGCUGGGAAUUGAGUCCCUGGCAUCAGAGUGUCCAUGGCCCUCCACACUUACCUGCCCAUUAAAGUACUUCUUUUCAUUAUCAUUUGCCUUAUCGGGCUCCAAUACCUGAGUUUACUUCAGGUCAAUGAGCGUCGACGCAGUCAUGUCAAUCGAUCUCUGUUCACACUCAAUUGGGGCGACACGCCCACUCUCCAUUCUGAGAGUGGGCGAGCUUACGGAAAGAUCCCUUUAUUGAAGAGCAUAUCUCGGUAUUUUGAGGAAAAGAGCAACCAAAACAGUACUGGGGUAGAUGAGGUAGAUCCGGAGAUCGACGAGCAUAUGAACCCUUCUAUGGUAGGUCAAGUGGGUAAUGGGUCAAUGAGUGGUGAGCUUCCACAAUGUCCCAUGAUUCCACCGGAUCUUCAUGGACCAGUGAAGGUCAACGUUCGUCAGGUGCCAGCCACCAUGUCAGAAAUCGAACAACUGUACCCUCAUUUGCAACCAGGUGGGCGGUACAAGCCUCCUAAUUGCACGAGUCGCCAUCGGGUUGCCAUCAUUGUGCCAUUUCGGGCCCGAGAAGAUCAUCUCCGGACUUUCUUGUUGAACAUCCACUCUUUUUUGAAGAAACAACUGCUGGAUUAUGGUAUCUUCAUUAUCGAGCAAUACGGUGAUGGGCCUUUCAAUCGGGCCAUGUUGCUGAAUGUGGGUGCGGCCGAAGCUUUAAAACAGUACGAUUAUCAGUGCUUUGUGUUCCAUGAUGUUGAUCUCUUGCCCGAGGACGAUCGCAACUUGUACACAUGCCCAGUGCAGCCCCGACACAUGUCUGUGGCCAUCAACAAUUUCUUGUAUCGUCUUCCUUACGAUGACAUCUUUGGCGGAGUCUCGGCCAUGAAAGUGGAGCAUUAUCGAGAGGUGAAUGGGUUUUCCAACAUGUUUUGGGGGUGGGGCGGCGAGGAUGACGACAUCUCAAAUCGGCUGAGACAGAAGAAGCUUUACAUUUCGCGGUACCCUGCCAAUAUUGCACGAUAUAAGAUGCUUCGCCACAGCAAGGACAAGGCCAACCCAGAGCGAUUCAAAUAUCUUUACAGUGGUGCUAAGAGAAUGAGCAAGGACGGGUAUAACUCUCUCAAGUAUAAGCGGAUCGACUUACUCUUGAAACGGCUUUACACCUGGAUUCUCGUGGAUCUUCCCCAUCUGAAGCGGUAGAAAUGAUGCCCAUGCUCGGUCCAACCGACAUCUAGUCCCUCAAACUAGACCACCCUUGGUUUGGGAUUUUCACUCCAGUUCUCAAAAAUGAUUAAACGCUUCUAGUUACGUAUAAUUCACUUUGGAACGAUUGGUUCCAAUUGUUAAAAAAAGAAAGUAGUCAAAUGGCUGUGAGUGAAUCCCGAUCACGACUUAACACCCCAACGAUUGAAAAAUUGACUUACCUUAAAAGGAGCACUCCCCUUCAAAGAAAAACGUCUUGUACGUAAUGGCCAAAAAUUGUUCCACUUUUUAGAUCCCAGAAUUCAUUUCAGUGUUACAAAGAUUAUAAAUUAUGAUGAUUUGUACCUUGUUGAAGCCGAUGGUGUAUGCAAACUUGAAUUGACACACCUGUACGGUUGUAAUAUUGCGCAAAAAUAUUGAUUGACAAGUAUCCCAUGCUAAGCAAGUACGAAAAUACAUUAAAUUCGCCGCCUG